AUGUUAGGACGGCUGCGACGAUUUUGUAACCCGGCACUCGCGACCCAGACCACGCACCCGGUUCUAGCGGCAACAACCAGCAGAAAAGCACUUCAUACAGCCCCUUCUCUGGAAACUAAAGAAUAUCCACAAGACUCGACUGAUCCUUAUCUCUAUACUACCGGCCGCUGGCUGAAUCGCGACAAGCUACAACGCGAAGCCCGUUACAUCAAGUUCGACUUUCCCGCACUAUGCGCAAAGGCUGUGAAUGCAUGCUCCGGAGCCACAAAAGUCAUUCGGUAUGAGAAGAAGGAGGGAGGUUUCAAUAGAGCCUUCAUUUUAUACCUGGACAAUGGAUUGCGCGUCGUUGCUAGAGUACCCUUCCGUAUUGCAGGUCCGCGAAGAUUGGCCACCAACUCCGAAGUGGCCACUAUGGCUUAUAUAAGGUCCUUUACAAAGAUACCCGUUCCAAGAGUCCUUGACUGGAGCGACGACGAUAGUAAUUCUAUCGGCUCUGAAUACAUCAUCAUGGAACACGUGCCUGGAGUUCAGCUACAUGAGAAAUGGCAUUCCAUGAGUCCUCAUCAACACAUGCUGUGUGUCAAAAGAGUGACCUUUAUGAUGACUGAGAUGGCAAAGCUUCUAUUUCCGGCUUACGGAAGUCUAUAUUUCGCCGAUGCGCCGAUCGAUCCGAAGUCAAAAAUUGAAUUCGUGAAUGGUUUCUGCAUCGGACCUCACUGUGGCACGCAAUACUGGGACUGUAACGCUGGAGAGACUCGGUUCUAUGAAGAGAGGCCUCCCAACAGAGGACCAUGGACUGAACUACAAUCCUAUUGCUCUGGCCUGAUUGAUAACGGCUUCUCACGAAUUCCAAGGGCCAACAAUCUGGUAGAUGAACUACCUUACCGCGGGUCCGUGCAAGAGCAUCUCCGUCUCCUGAGCGUCAGCGAGAAAGUAAUUACAGAAUUGAUCAAAGCCCCGAUGAUCCAAAAAGUGGCCAGUCCAACUUUGCUUCACCCAGACAUCCACAAAAGAAACAUUUACGUCUCGGAGGACGAUCCUUCCUGCGUAACCGCAAUCAUCGAUUGGCAAUCUACCAGUAUCGAACCUACAUUCGUAUAUGCGAAUGAGACACCGGACCUAGUUGAAGAUCCCACGGCUGACAUCCCAAUAUUAGAAAAGUUAAUGUUAUCACCAGGAGAACAUCCUUCAAAUGUGGAUACAUCUGAGGGAUCUGUGGUAGAAGGUCCAGAAGAAGAAUCAGCAAGGAAAAGACACGAGACAGAUGUCUUGACAUGCAAGAAAACCUUCGAAGUUAUAUUAAUAGGCUACGCUCGAAAACUCCAUGAUGCCAGGGCAAUGGAUCAAACUCUGCUCAGGCCUUUCCGCUACUGCGAUGCAUCUUGGAGAGACAGCGCGGCGGCUCUGCGUCAAGAACUGACCGAGCUCUCGCAACGCUGGACCGAGCUAGGGCUUCCUGGGUCUUGUCCGUACCAACCUUCGCUAGAAGAGCUCAACGAGCACGCAAAGCAGUACGAGGAUUUCGAAGGCAUGCAGCAGUUGAAGAUGUUCCUCAAGCGUGCCCUGGACGCGGAUGCAGACGGAUGGGUCCCCGCCGAGAACUGGGAAGUCGCAACGAAAGAGCAUCAAAAUAUUUUCGCGCAGUGGAUGGAGAGUAUCAGGGAUUCUGGGAGUAGUGAAGAUCGUGCCAGAAAACUUUGGCCAUUUGACCAGGUGAAGGGAUAA
Lachnellula hyalina is the source of this 1725-nucleotide messenger RNA. RefSeq names its product Altered inheritance of mitochondria protein, mitochondrial. Bases 1 to 1725 code for a protein of 574 amino acids. NCBI's taxonomy places the organism in Eukaryota, Fungi, Ascomycota, Leotiomycetes, Helotiales, Lachnaceae. The record is from RefSeq and is a predicted model, not a curated record. Gene Ontology annotation, cellular component: mitochondrion. The transcript has 4 exons.